AUGGCGACUUCUUUGAACCCUCUAGCGGAAGAAUGGAGGCCACAAGGCCUUUCUUCUUGUUCUCCUCUCCUUACGUAUCUCCCGCACAAAAUCAUACUGCCGCCGCCGCCGCCGCCACCGGUUGUUGGAUUUUCUGCCGCCCAGGGGUUGGCGCCACAGUGGCAUCAUUUUUACCAUGUACCGUACGAUCACUUCUCUCUGCACCAGUCUCAGCCUGAUGGUGGCCCCGCCGCCAUCAAGAAGGCUGCGCCGCCUCCACCCAUCACCCGACGAAGAGACUUGAAGAAACUGGCUCUACCUCCCAGACUGAGGGCCACAGAGAGGAGCAAAAUAUGGAGACGAAAGGUGAAGCCCGAAGGAGCUUCCGCCGCCGCCGCCGACCGGGGUGAUUCAUCCUCUCCGGUGUCUGGUAAAACCACCGUCAUGAUCCGAAACAUCCCCAAUCAAUAUCAGAGGGAAAGCUUUAUGGCAUUUCUUGAUAAGUAUUGCAUCGAGAGCCACCUGCAGUAUGAUUUCCUUUACCUCCCAAUGGAUUUUAAGACAAACAACAAUGUAGGAUAUGCGUUCGUGAACUUUACUACUGCAGCAGCUGCUGCAAAGAUCCGUGAGGUUCUUCAGAACCAUUCAUGGGGUGUGUUGAGAACUACAAAUGGUUUUUUCACUUCCAAGAAGAUAUGUGCUGUUACCUGGGCUCGAAUCCAGGGUAGAAGGGAACUUGUUAAACAUUUCCAGAAAUCGAACUUCGUGUGCUCCAGGCCAGACUUCCUGCCGGCGGUGUUUUCUCCACCGCGGAACGGUUUCCGUGAUGGUUCUGAACCAAAGCCCAUCGGAAACCUGAUGGGUAAUGUUCCUUCUCCUCCGAGUAAGGCCUGA
Molecule: messenger RNA, 873 nt
Organism: Ipomoea nil (Japanese morning glory)
Lineage: Eukaryota; Viridiplantae; Streptophyta; Magnoliopsida; Solanales; Convolvulaceae
Product: protein terminal ear1 homolog
Exons: 4
Coding region: 1-873 (290 amino acids)
Molecular function (GO): nucleic acid binding
Source: RefSeq, a predicted model, not a curated record